AGCAGAACGUACGUACACUGUGUUCCUCCCCGUCUUCGGUCCGAAAGACUGAGGCAAAAAAAGUGUUUUCGUUGGAAAUGAGAGAAUGACUUAAACUUCAACACCACACAGGCAGUAGAAGAGGCAUAUGUCAAGAUACCCAUGUUCGAUACGCACUUUUAUAAAGCAUCAGUGCUCCUUUGAGUGUGACUGCCUUUUUUAUGUGAGAAACUUCGAGAAAGGCUAACGUUUACGCACCUCGCGAGGAAGAGUCUAGAGAUAUAAACCGUCGGUGGUGACACCUGAGGAUGCAGCCGGACGAGGAAGGUUUCCCGGAGUCCCCUCUGGGCCCCUCGUUCCCCUCACUCCCCUCGAGGGACGGCGAGAGCGGGGAGAUCCUCGGGGACAAAGUGGUGGCCCUGAGAAGGGCUCCUGAAUCUCCCCGGCGCCUGCGCCUCCGGCCGGGCGUGCCCCGGGACAGGAGCCAGCCCGGCCACUACUCUCUGCUGAAGCAGCACCAGCAGUUCAGCGGCUUCAGGAUUCGGGACGCCUUGGCUCAGCAGGGAGGACUCAGGCUGAGGAAGGGCAGCAUGACCUACAGCAGGGGAGCCGCGCCUCUGCUGCAGCCUCAGUACCAGAUGCGCGUUGAGAUGGAGGGCGGCGUAGCCGUCCGCCAGACCUUCCCGAAGGGGCCUCGGCAGUGGCACGAAGAGUGGGGCCAAGUGCGCUUUCGGCCGCCCUUCCGCGUCCCUCGGGACAGCCUGCCGGAGUCCCAGCGAGCGUUGCCAAGUAGGAAACGCGACCGAGUGCACGUGAGCAUCUGGGAGGAAUUCCUUCUAGGAACCAAAUCCAUCAAGAAGAAUGGCAAAUGCAUUAUAAACGAACAGAGUAUGAUCAUAAAUUCACUCCAGCAGAACCUGGAAAAAGUCGUAUCGAGUAUGAUGUGCGAUGUGGUCAUAUGUCUCAUAUAUCUUAUUUGUGCCUUCCUGCCUUGCUUGACAUACAAUCAUUACAUGGAAUUGCUAGGUUACAUUUUACUCCAUGGUCAUUUGAAACUGCACGAAUACGCCUACGAUAGCAAUAUCGACCUGGAUUUGACAGGAAGUGUAUUUCAAGGUCCCGGGUACAUUUGGGUAAGGUUCUGGUGUCAGCACUGCACACACAAAGAAAGCAUUAAAGUGUUUGACUCCCUCAUGACGAAAAUGAAAGCGGAUAUCCUGACAGCCAAAGGAACGUGACCAUGUUUUAUUCAGUAUCAGAGUUUGUGUCAGUGUUUGCAUAUUUGUUUAUUUAUAUGUAUAUAGAAGGACAAAAUGAUAUUUAGAGGGAAAGAGAGGCAGAGAGACUACAAAGAAAAACAGAGAAAGAUUUUGAUAUUUUUAAAAAAUACACUACUCUCUCCUUAUCUGAUAUUUAACCAGAAGCCACGCCCCUUUUUUUUAGCUAAGAAGUUGAUUGGUUAAUGUACAGUGGAAACGGGUAUCUUUUACGGGUUAAUAUAAAAUAAGAUACUUAAACUUUAAGGUCUAUGUGUAUGAUUUUAAAAAAUGUUUGUAAACUAUCUUUUAUUAUCACUGCGACUGUUUUCCAGCGGCCAAUACUAUUUCAUAUGAAUUGCCUGUUAUUCCAUGAAUUAUUAGUGAAAUGCAUUCCCACACUGAAAUAACCUACGAUUGACAAAGCUAUAAAAGUGAUAAUAUCUGCGUAACAUAUCUAUGUAUAUAUACAUAUAUAUAUAUAU
Messenger RNA from Penaeus indicus, 1720 nucleotides. RefSeq lists its product as uncharacterized. The transcript has 3 exons. Lineage: Eukaryota; Metazoa; Arthropoda; Malacostraca; Decapoda; Penaeidae. The record is from RefSeq and is a predicted model, not a curated record. The coding region runs from base 288 to 1217 and encodes 309 amino acids.